This is a messenger RNA of Gasterosteus aculeatus aculeatus (three-spined stickleback), 2346 nucleotides long. RefSeq names its product acyl-coenzyme A thioesterase 1. Lineage: Eukaryota; Metazoa; Chordata; Actinopteri; Perciformes; Gasterosteidae. Gene Ontology annotation, molecular function: fatty acyl-CoA hydrolase activity. The record is from RefSeq and is a predicted model, not a curated record. Gene Ontology annotation, biological process: fatty acid metabolic process; acyl-CoA metabolic process.
AUGCGUGACGUAUAAACGGAAAUGAUUCACGUUUCAGGACUACAAAGCAGCAUGUUUUCUAACUCAAUACAGAGAGGCAGAGGUAAAAAUACGGCUACAUGCCUUUCCAGCAAAUAAGUUAAAUGUUAGAUCAGUUGUCAAGUUGAAUGUUUAACUGUACACCGCCGUUAAUCUUUUUUUAAUAAAUAGAUAUGACCCGGAAGGGCUUUGUGUAUUGCGUAAAACGUAAAUGAAACACUCGAAUGUUCAGAGUUAAUUUGAGGCAGUCAAUGGUCCGACAACUCCAAACUAUAAUGAUUGCAUGCAUGCGUGUACACAGGAACCUGGCAUAUUUGCAUCGGGCUGUGGGUGGAGUUCGAUGGAACAGCAGCUUUAAACCAGCUCCUCUGUUGACAGCCGCCCCUGUUCGCGCCCUAAUAGAUGAACACAUCAGCAUCAAAGGAUGUUUCCUUCCACCACAGAGUCCCAUCACAAUGUGUGCACAAAUGCAAAGUGAUGAAGGUGACCAUUGGGAGGCAUUUGCCCAUUAUAACACAAAUGCAGAUGGCACUGUCAACUUGACCAGGGAUCAUUCAGUUGGAGGUUCAUACGUGGGCUGUGAGCCAAUGGGACUGUUCUGGGGAUUGCAGCCUGCUCCUGGUUCAAGAGAAGGUUUAAGGCUGAGGAAAAAAAAUGUAGAGACUCCAUACGUGAUGCUACUGUCAUUACUGGAGGGCCACGUGUCACCCAGUGAGAGAAAGAUCACCGAGCUGGCAGCAGUAACUACUGAGCGCUGGUACAUGGCACCAGGCGUACGGAGAACAGAGAUCCGCCAGGAUGGAGUUGUGGGGACGUUGUUUUUACCGCCUGGCCCAGGCCCUUUUCCAGCUGUGUUGGACCUUUGGGGAAUGGGUGGAGGACUGGUGGAGUACCGCUCCGCCCUUUUUGCAUCCAAGGGCUAUGCUAGCUUCUCUCUUGCCUACUUAGGGCAUAAAGAUUUGCCUGCUCCUCACAAUCGUGUCAAUGUUGGCGAUCCAUAUUUCAAAUCAGCAUACCACUUACUUCAAGAUCAUCGUCAGGUCGUUGCCGACAGAAUUGGGAUUGUAGGUCUCUCCUUUGGGGUCUACCUAAGCCUUAGAAUUGCCACCAGAGCUGGUGUCAAGCCUUCCUGUUUGGUUUGUAUCAAUGGCCCAGUCGGAAGCACCAUCAAACUCACAGAUGCAGAUGGCCGGACUGAAAACUUUGAAAAUGAGCAGACACAUUGGCAGUUUGAUGAUCAAGGCUGUGUGAGUUUUAAAGCGAUGUCCUUGCCUGCAAACCUUUCCCCUGAGAGCAAAGUGAAGCUAGAGGACCUUCCCUGUCCUUUAAUGUACAUAGUGGGUGAAGAUGAUCUAAGUGCCUCAAGUAUGGAGAAUGCAAACCUGAUUGAGCAAACCCUGAGGGCUGCAGGUAAAUGCCAACUGCUCACCCUGUUGUCUUACCCCGGUGCUGGUCACCUUAUUGAACCGCCGUACACACCAAAUUCAAGAGUGUCCCUGUGGAGCUUCAAACCAAGAAAACUGUACACUCUGUGGGGAGGUCACCCCGCACCUCAUGCUGCUGCACAGCAAGACGCCUGGGAAAAGAUCCUGGAUUUCAUGGACAGUCACCUGAGGCGGUGAAUUUGUGGUUUAUCUGAAGAUAGGAAAUACUGGCUUCUGAGUUCAUGACGGAUUUCAGAUGCAGUGACACCGACGGCCAUUGUAGCAGAUGUAUGGUUCUUUAUGAAUUGUCAUCAUGCAUUUUUAUUCAUGCAACAAACUUGUAUAAUACCAAACAUGUAAUUGUCUUGUAGUCAAAAUCUUCUCAGACACCAUAAAAAUGUUUUGGACACUCUUUUUGGUGUUCCUUAAAUGUUUAUUGAGUAAUGACUAAUUGUUAUGGUUGUUUUGGGAUGAAGAGCUCGUUGCAUGCUGAGGUAACCAUGGCGACGAGGCCGAUGAACUCUUUGAAGUCAAUCUCCAGGUCUCCGUUCUGAUCAAGGUCCGCAAAGAGCUCAUCCAGCGUGUCCUUCUCCUUGAUUUUCUGUCCAGAAAAUUGAAUGACAAUAAAACAUUUGCAGGCCAUUUAUUUAAUAAAACUAAAAGUCUGUAGCGCCUCUGGUGACACCAUGAGGUUUAAAUGUGCAUGAAACACCAGGAUAUAUUAAAACAUUUGGCCUGCAGGCUUUGAUGAAGAAAUCUGGUUUGAUGAACCAGAUAACAUGCGUUCAUGUCACCUUAAAGCUCAGCAAGUACCAUAGGCUUAUUUAUAGCAAUACAUCAAAGAUUGUUAUUGGAUUCAUAAUUUGUACCACAAUCUGACGAAUAAAUAUAACCUUUAAAUCAA